AAUCGGUCAGCUGUUUGUUUGACGGUGACAGUUCUCAACCACCCAAAACAAAACAAAAUAUUUUGAUAUUUUGGAUUAGUUUACUAAAAUUUCUUUAAAUAUUGCUAAAGUUCCUUAAUCUAACCGUAAAAAUGAACGGAACCGAAGAACCCGGAAUCCAAAGUAAAUACGAGAAGGAACAGUCCAACCUCUUAAUGCUGCAAGAACGGCUGGCUAAAAGCGCCCAAAUUACGAAAGGCAUCGGGAACAUCUUAAAUACCUUUGAGCAGAGGUUGUCGCGCCUCGAAGAGACAAUUCUGCCUGUAUAUAAUGAAACCGAGAGUCUUCAGAAAGCUCAACACAAUAUUGAAAACACUAUGCAACUGUUAGACAAUGUCAUAAGUUACUAUGAAGUUUCUAGUAAUGUGGAACAUAUAAUUGAAAAAGGCCCUGGGGAAAGUGGCGUUGAACUGAAUAAAUAUAUUGACGCCUUAAACCGGUUGUUUAAUGCCCAAAAAUAUUUUGAGAAAAACAUUCCUCAGAGUGUUGAACUUAUUAAUGUCUCAUCAUUCUUUCAUAAAGGCAGCGACAAGCUAAACUCAGAAUUUAAAACAAUUUUGGACAAGUAUAACGCCCCUAUUUUGCCUGUGGUGCUCUUGGAUCUAAUUAAUUUUGAUGAACCCAAAGAAGGUAAGGCCCUCCCAAACCAAAUUCCCCCGGAGGCUAAAGAGCAACUCAUCAAAAUCUCUUCAUGGCUUUUAAGUCAUAACAGGGAUGAAUUCUUAACGGUUUAUGGUAAAACUCGAGGGAAUGUCUUGCAAAGGUCUCUGACAAUGUUGAGAAACCAUCAGAAGAGCGUUAGCGGGGGCAGUGUACAUGGGACCACCAGUUCACCCAUGCUGAAACCAAAGUUCCCUAACAGACACGAAGCGAAAAGACAACACUCCACUAGGAGAUUGCAGGCUUUUGAAAGGAAAGCCAACAAGAUGUUUCUAAGGGCCUCGCAGACCUUGGAGCAUUCCACGGGGUUAAAUUUGGGCACCAGAAGGGCCUCCCAUUUAGACAGCUCUUAUACUGGCGAGGAAGUGGAUAACGAGCAGGAAAUGGAAAACUACUUGAUAUGCGUGAUUGCUUUGCAUAAACUGAUGCAGUUGGAGCAGCAUCUGAUGAAGGAAAUCAUCACUCCGGCUCAUAGACCGAGAGUUUUUGAGUUAAUCGUUAGGGAGGCCAUGGACACUUUGGUGCAAGACGGAGAGAAUAUUGUGGCUAGGGCCAAAAAGUGCAUUCAGAGGCACGACUUCGGUACGGUUCUGGUCAUAUUUCCGAUAUUUAAGCAACUGAGGGCACUGAAACCCGACUUCGAGAGGACGAUAGAACAAUGCGAUCUGGUCGUGAAAAACAAAUUCGAAAUGAUCCUUCAAAUGCUCCAAACCACCGGAGCAAAGGCCCUAGAGGACUUUAUAGAGAGCCUAAGGUCCGAUUCGGUUGCACAGUUGCCGCCAGACGGCACGGUACACGAACUGACCAGCAACGUCAUCAUGUUUUUAGAACAAUUGCUGGAUUAUAGCGAUACUAUUGGGGUGGUUUUGGGGCAGGAUCCGAGCUACUCCAGGCAACUGGAUAAGCUGAAAUAUAACGAUCAAAAUAAGGCUUUUAUCGGAUUGUAUAUUAAGAAAGUCUUAGUGCAACUGAACCACACGUUGAUAAGUAAAAGUGAACAAUACAACGAUGUAGCCCUAAAAGCCCUUUUUAGGCUGAACAACAAUAAUUACGUGCUAAAGUCGUUGCAGCGGAGCACCUUGAUGGAACUUUAUCGCAUAUCGGAGCCAAAAUGCGACGAAUACUAUUACAACUCCAUUCAGGAGAAUAAGAAAGCUUACUCGCAAUGUUGGAAUAAGCUGCUGAACUAUAUAGAGUGCGACGACCCGUUUUUGCACAGCGAUAAGUUGAAGGACAAAGAGAGGACGGCCCUGAAGGAAAAGUUCGCCGGAUUUAAUAAGGAAAUCGAUGAGAUUUCGAAGGUGCAACGGGGGUAUUCGAUACCGGAUAUUGAGCUAAGGGAGAGCAUCAAAAGGGACAAUAAGGAGCUGGUUAUACCGAAGUAUAAUGCCUUUUUUAAUAGGUAUGGUAUACUAAACUUCACCAAGAACCCCGAGAAGUACAUUAAACAUAAGCCGGACGAGGUGUCGGCGAUUAUAGACAGAUUCUUUGAUGUUGCCGCCUAAUUAAUUGUAAAAUAUGUUCUAGGAAAUAAAGAAUUUGAAAACUGUGA
Molecule: messenger RNA, 2251 nt
Organism: Anthonomus grandis grandis
Lineage: Eukaryota; Metazoa; Arthropoda; Insecta; Coleoptera; Curculionidae
Gene: Exo70
Product: exocyst complex component 7
Exons: 12
Coding region: 132-2204 (690 amino acids)
Biological process (GO): exocytosis
Cellular component (GO): exocyst
Molecular function (GO): phosphatidylinositol-4,5-bisphosphate binding
Source: RefSeq, a predicted model, not a curated record